AUGGCCAAAAGACCAGAUCCUAACGAGAUAAGAUAUGUCUACAUCCGACAGGUCGGAGGCGAAGUCGGAGCCUCGUCAGUGCUGUCCCCAAAGCUAGGACCCCUUGGAUUGUCCCCCAAGAAAAUUGGUGACGAUAUAGCGAAAGAAACUCAGUCAUGGAAGGGGCUAAAAAUAUGCGUAAAACUAACCAUACAAAAUAGGCAAGCCAAGAUCGAAGUGGUGCCAACGUCAGCCUCGCUGGUGCUAAAGGAAUUGAAUGAAGCUCCCAGGGAUCGAAAAAAAGUGAAAAAUAUUAAACACAAUGGAAAUCUAAAGAUUGAGCAAGUGUACUCUAUCGCAAGAAUCAUGAAGGAUAAGUCGAGGGCCAAAGAAUUCAAAGGAACUGUAAAAGAAAUUUUAGGCACUUGCAACUCCAUUGGUUGUACCGUCGAUGGGAAGAAGCCAACCACCGUCCAGGAGAUGAUUGACUCUGGGGAGAUCGACGUACCAGACUGUUGA
Molecule: messenger RNA, 498 nt
Organism: Plasmodium inui San Antonio 1
Lineage: Eukaryota; Apicomplexa; Aconoidasida; Haemosporida; Plasmodiidae
Product: 50S ribosomal protein L12e
Exons: 2
Coding region: 1-498 (165 amino acids)
Biological process (GO): translation
Cellular component (GO): cytosolic large ribosomal subunit; ribosome
Molecular function (GO): large ribosomal subunit rRNA binding; structural constituent of ribosome
Source: RefSeq, a predicted model, not a curated record